CUCUUAUCUUAUCACUAAUGAUUAUUGAUAUAGCUCAUCCUUUUCAAUUUCACUCGUAUUUCACUGCAAAUUUUUAAAUUUCACACAAUUCUUACAAAAAUAUAGGUGGACAGAUGAAAUUUAGUUUGUGUUUUCGAGCCUUGCUAGGGCCUCCGGAAAAUUUUCGAAUUUUCCUGCGUUGAAAAGAAAAGAUUCUGGAUUUCAUUUCAGCCCUUAUGACAUUUUUUUCAGUACCGCAAAAUCAUCACCCUCAACUUGAAAAAAAAAAAAUCGUAUUAUUGAGUGAACGAAGUGGGUCGAACGCGGUUUCUUAGUGAAGGAAAAUUAAAUGUGUGAAAAAUGGAAUCAAAAAAAGAUGUAAAUGUUUGGAAGCUAGAGGUUCCAAUCGAAAUAGUCAAUCUACUGAAUAAAAAAUCAGCGAGUGAGGAUGAAUGGUCCAAAGCCACUGCAGAAUUUUAUAAAUAUGUCGGUCAAGUUGAAUAUUUAACUGCUGCAAGAAACCAACUUUUUAAAAGUAAUUGGGAAAUUAUCGGUGAAAAAUCAGCAAGCGACUAUGAAAAAAAACAGCUAGAACAGAAGUUGUGUCAAAGUUGGGCGAUCGUGUUCCUGCGAUCUAUGCUAGAAGACAUUUUGUUCGAGAUGGAAGCGCUGGUUAGCUUUCCGGAUAAAAACGAAAUGAUAUCUCAAUUAAAAAAGAAGGGAAAGUACGUGAGUGGAGCACACUCCACGUACAAUUUUAACAACAUGGCGUCGAUACACUUCGUUAAGUGGUUAUACCUUCUCACCUUUUCCGACGUCCCAUUAGCCAGAGAAAUCAAAAAGUUACUUAACGAUGAAAAAGUACCCAUCGAGCAUUUCUGUAUUCUUGUCGGAUUGAUUUUUACAAAAACGAGCGCAAAGAUACAUUGUCCGUCCUUACCGCGUUCUCCGAGUACUGAAGAUAUUCGAAAAGGUCUCUUCCAAAACGGGGUGAGAGAUGAACGACUAUUGAAUGCUGCGAGUAUAAUUCCUAAGAUCCAAGAUAUUCCACUAUCUCAACUCUAUGCUAUUGCAUCGACGACUCCCUCCACUUCUAUUAAACAAGGAUCUGGUGCAAGCUCCACAGCAACUGCUGCAAAUUCUACUAGUCCAUUCUCCGAUACUUCAUCUAGUAUUAUAUCAGAACCGUUUUCAGUGACGAAUUCACCGCCGCCAUCAACAACAACACCGACACCUCAUAGAACACCGCAAAUACCGCCGCCGCCAUCACUACCACCACCAAGAGAAAGAGCACCACAGCUGCCACGACAUCAAGCAAACUCAAGAUCCUCAACUUUUUGGUCUCAGACUCAGUUUUAUCCGAUCCAGCAAGGCCUUAAGCAGUAUCCUAAUUCCAAUAGAGGCGCUCGGAACUUACCCUACAGUUUCCAUAGGCAGCCGUUUCCUUCAAGACCAUCGCAUCUGACGAACCUCAGAGGAAGUUCUUACUGGCCAUAAUAAUUUUUUACUACUGAUACGAAAAGAAAAGGGAAAGAAACGGUCAAUUGAUUGAAUCGAUAUGGCGACAGAUCAGCGUUGGAUUGGAUACUAAUUCGAAUGUUAGCGCUUGGUACCCUGGUUGAAUUUUGCUAAGAAAAUUCACAAUAAUUGUUGGUGAAUGUCUUCUUCUAUUUAAUUUUUCGUUUUAAAUUUUUUUCAUUAGUAAUCAACUUGAGAACUAAUUAUCCUUGUUGUAUAUUUUUUUGACUUCAGUAAGAAAAUUUUGGUAAUCGAAAAAAAAGAAUCUACUCGUAUGUUCAAUUUGAACUUGUACAUACAUUUGUUUUACUUUUGGCAAGUGCUCCUUUUUUCUUCAGUUGAUGAACUAAAUAAUGUAUUUGUCGUAAUUUGCAAAAUACUGGAAUAUAUCUUGAAAUUUUAUUUUUAA
Messenger RNA from Planococcus citri (citrus mealybug), 1906 nucleotides. RefSeq lists its product as uncharacterized. Lineage: Eukaryota; Metazoa; Arthropoda; Insecta; Hemiptera; Pseudococcidae. The record is from RefSeq and is a predicted model, not a curated record. Bases 340 to 1476 code for a protein of 378 amino acids. The transcript is spliced from 4 exons.